UGUUGUGUUUGUCCUAUUCGUGGAAAGCUCGGAUUAAAGUCGUCUAGUUUUUCAUAUCAAAAUUGCUUUUCUUUUUCCGACUACAUGAGAUUAAAAAAAAAAAAAAGUUACCAAAUUACUUACAUUUUUUACCAAAAAAAAAAAUAAUAAUAAAUAAAUUGACCAAUGAGAAACAAUAAAAUAAGUGAAACAAUAAAUGCUCGCCAAAUUGAAUAAAUUCAAAUAUAAACACGUCUUUGUCGCGGACUUUAAGCGGCAUGUCAACGAUCAAGCGUUAUGCGAAGCGCGAGCACGACAAUUUCACACUUGUGCUCAUUGCAAGACAAAAAUUUUAUUCCUCCCGAGCAAAGAAAAUUCAGACGGAUUCAUGGUCUACAAUUUCCACUUCAUCCUCAACAAGUGGUUGGUUGGAUUGCUCUCAUUGUCAUUGGUUCCGGUACAAUUGGUGUUUUAAUACCAUAUCUUCAUCCAAAAUUACAAGCGCCAGUUCUUUGUCUCAUAAUACCGGCGUUUUUCAUUCAUUUUGUCUCACAUCUCAUUGUUCUUUUACUCGAUCCAGCCGAACCGCAAGUAAGAGCUCAGCCAACAUCACAAAUUGUUCCCGAAUUCGAUCGUACGAAACAUUUACACGUCAUCGAAAACGGCAGGUGUCAUUUGUGCAAUAUAAAUGCAAGUAGCAAGAAAACAAAACACUGCUCAAUUUGCAAUAAAUGCAUCACAAGAUUCGAUCAUCAUUGCAAAUGGCUCAACAAUUGUAUUGGUGGAAGGAAUUAUAAAAUUUUCAUCGUCUAUCUAAUAUCGGCGAUAAUAUCAACAUUAACUGUUGCAAGUGUCUCGGCAACUGAGCUUUCACUCGUAUAUUUAAAAUCAAAAUCAAAUAUGACAACAGAAAAUGAUACACUACCAUUGAGCGUUCAAUUACCCGGCACUGGUUCUUUAAUUGUCAUUUCAAUCGUUGGUGUAAUAUCAGCAAUUGCAGCCGUACUUUUAAUUCAUCUUUGUUUUUUUCACGGCUACAUUGCAUGCUUAGGACUCACUACUUAUGAAUAUCUACGUAAUAAACGUGAUAAAAGUGCAAAUAUUGAUACAAGAAAAAAUUCCUCAUCGGGUAUUGUUGUACCAAAAUUUUGCAACACUAACAAUGAAACACCAGUUCGUUAUCAUUUUUGUGAAGCCGUCACAACAUCAUCAUCAUUAUCAACUGAAAAUAAUCAAUCACGAAAUGUUUACAUAUGCUCAACACACAAUGAACAAACAACAACAACAACAAAUGAAACCCUAGUGACAACACAAAAAGAAAAAAGAAAUUUUCAUUUAUAUUUCUCCUAUGAGGCAAGAAACACUGAAACGUCCAUUGAACUUAUGUCACAAACAAAUGAAAAUAAUAUUUGGAAGGAUUUACUUGGUUCGCCAAAAUUUGUAAUUGCACCAAUGGUGGAUGCCAGUGAAUUAGCUUGGAGAUUACUUUGUAGACAACAUGGUGCUCAAUUAUGUUAUACUCCUAUGUUACAUUCUUCGGUAUUUUGUCGAGAUCCAAAAUAUCGAAAAGAAGCUCUCACCACAACAGACGAGGAUCGUCCAUUAAUAGUUCAAUUUUGUGGUAAUGAUCCAGAAAUAUUACUGGAAGCUGCCCUUUUGGCAGAAGGACAUUGCGAUGCUGUGGAUUUAAAUCUCGGCUGUCCUCAAGCUAUUGCUAAACGUGGACACUAUGGUGCUUUUUUACAAGAUGACUGGGAAUUAUUGGAAAAUAUUGUGAGCAAAUUGAGCAAAAAUCUUCGUACUCCUGUCACAUGUAAAUUGCGAGUGUUUCCGGAAAUUGAGAAAACUAUUGCUUACGCUCAAAUGUUAGAGAAAGCAGGAGCAAAACUUUUAACUGUUCAUGGUCGCACGAGGGAACAAAAAGGACCAUUUACUGGUUUAGCAUCCUGGAAACAUAUUCGUGCAGUUAGGGAUAAUGUGAAAAUUCCAGUUUUUGCUAAUGGAAAUAUUCAAUGUAUUCAAGACGUUGAAAAUUGUAUCGAAGAAACGGGAGUACAAGGAAUAAUGACGGCCGAAGGGAAUCUUUACAAUCCUUUUAUUUUUCAAGGAUGUUAUCCACCCAGUUGGAUACCGGCGACAGAAUAUUUAGAUCUUAUUGAAAAAUAUCCUGCACCUUCAUCCUAUAUACGUGGCCACUUGUUUAAAAUAUUUCAACACACCCUUUGUCUUGCAGGAAAUGAAAAAGCACGUGCAUUAUUGGCUGAACAUUCAUCAAUGGAAUCGUUUCGAAAGGUCGUGGAAUUAUUGAAGGAUCGAUAUUUACCUUAUCACGAGGGUCGUUUGUCGUGGCCUGAAGAAAGAACAGAUUACGAUUUAGUUUUGCCACCGUGGUUAUGUCAACCGUACGUUCGCGAUCCACCUGAAAUACAUCAAAAUAAAGUUGAUGCAAAGAAAAUAGAAUUGGAAAAUGGAACAAAACGUGAAUUUAAGGAUGAUGAAGGAAAUGCAGUCUCACGAAAACGUUUAAAAAAAUUGAGAAGAAUCACCCGACGUCCUAAUAAUAACACACCGCCUGUUAGACGAAGCAAAUUAUUGUGCAAUGAUUGUCCCAAUCCAUUGGGAUUCAAAUGUGAAUAUCAACUCUGCCGUCAAUGUUGUAGGAAUAAAUGCUACAAAGAGAAUUUAGAUUGUCAUGGACAUAGAAAUUUAACAAAAACAAGAAGAAAAAUGGCAAUUGAAUUUGCCAAGGAACGUGAGAAUUCAUUAAAUUCAAAUUAAUUGUUUCUAUUGUACAAAAAAGAAGAGAUAUUUGUAAAUAAAUAAAAAAAAAUUUUUACAAAUUA
This is a messenger RNA of Leptopilina boulardi, 2822 nucleotides long. It is a transcript of the gene Dus1, whose product is annotated as tRNA-dihydrouridine(16/17) synthase [NAD(P)(+)]-like. The record is from RefSeq and is a predicted model, not a curated record. The transcript has 10 exons. NCBI's taxonomy places the organism in Eukaryota, Metazoa, Arthropoda, Insecta, Hymenoptera, Figitidae. Gene Ontology annotation, biological process: tRNA processing. Gene Ontology annotation, molecular function: palmitoyltransferase activity; tRNA dihydrouridine synthase activity; flavin adenine dinucleotide binding. The coding region runs from base 277 to 2757 and encodes 826 amino acids.